GAUGGGCUGGGAGUUCGCGCCCUCUCUCUUAUCUGGAGGAACACAAACGAACGAAACGGAAACGAAUGGCGGAAUCUAAACCUCAAAUCCACUCGACCUGGGCGCCGCUGUCUCGAGCCAUCGCCGCUUUCGACCAUGGCUUCCAUGGCGUCUCUCCUCUCGUCCUCCAGCUCUCUCUUCUCCCGUUCCUCUGCUGACUUCUUUCCCCUCGCCGCCAAAACCCUAGUGAGAAAGCCUCCGACCCGAAGCGCCCCAUGGAUCAGGGCCGCGAGCUCCGCCGAGCCGGAGAAGGAGAAGCUUGUCCAGACUCCCACUGAAGUGCCGCCGUCCCCCGUCUCCUCUCCCAAGCCAAAGAAGCCCGAGUACUCAAUGAAGAAAGGGCAAAUUGUACGCGUGGACAAAGAGAAGUACCUAAAUAGCAUCAAUUAUUUAUCUGUUGGCCAUCCACCUCACUAUAAAGGGUUGGACUACAUAUAUGAAGACCGUGGUGAGGUCUUGGACGUACGGAUCUUUGAAACUGGGGAGCAUGCUCUUGUUGCUUGGGUUGGGAUACCAACCCCACCAGCAUGGCUGCCUACUUAUAUGCUUAUCAAGUCAGAAAAGCUUAACUAUGAGAGAAUAUGACCUUGGAACCCCUACUGCAGUAUCUGGCAAUGUCAAAUGGUGCUCUUUGCUCUCCUUACUCUCGCAGCCCACAAGGAGCAUUAAGACAUUUUUUCUGAGAAUUCCUGUUGGUUGUUGAUGCAAGGUGGGUGCAUUCAAUAUGGUCCUCUGAUUGGGCAUUCUUAGCUGUUUUUCUUGUCUAGCUGAAUUCCUGUGGCGAGCUAGGUCAAGAUUUGUGAUUAUGAUCGUCAUUGGUUGCUCGAACACAGGGCAUGGGCUGUCUUGUUGUGAAAUAUCAGACAUUAUCCCUGUGAAAUAAAAAUGCUAUUUGGUUAAAAUUUACAUGUGUGAUUCAGCUAUAGCACUUAAAUCUUGAUAUCUCUAUAUUUUGUAUCAUACUCAGGUGCUGCGCUUAACCAGUAUUGCUUUCAAGCCA
Phoenix dactylifera (date palm) is the source of this 1039-nucleotide messenger RNA. RefSeq names its product NAD(P)H:plastoquinone dehydrogenase complex subunit O (gene NDHO). The record is from RefSeq and is a predicted model, not a curated record. Gene Ontology annotation, molecular function: oxidoreductase activity, acting on NAD(P)H, quinone or similar compound as acceptor. Gene Ontology annotation, cellular component: plasma membrane. Lineage: Eukaryota; Viridiplantae; Streptophyta; Magnoliopsida; Arecales; Arecaceae.